This is a messenger RNA of Chlamydomonas reinhardtii, 3887 nucleotides long. RefSeq lists its product as uncharacterized. Gene Ontology annotation, cellular component: nucleus. Gene Ontology annotation, biological process: box C/D snoRNP assembly. The coding region runs from base 229 to 3174 and encodes 981 amino acids. The transcript has 5 exons. The record is from RefSeq and is a predicted model, not a curated record. NCBI's taxonomy places the organism in Eukaryota, Viridiplantae, Chlorophyta, Chlorophyceae, Chlamydomonadales, Chlamydomonadaceae. Gene Ontology annotation, molecular function: RNA binding.
AACCUGUAUAUUGUAAGGGAGCGCCGCCUGGUCGACGACUAAACCGGACGUCCUGCAGAGCUACUACACACAAACGUGUCAAAUCUGGCGUGCAAGACGCUUUGGAGCUUAUGAAUAAGAGCUGGUCGCGCUUGCUGCACAGCUGGCCGUCUCCUCCGAAAGCGACACGGCGGCACUGACGGAAAGGUACAUAGUUUGCAGGCGGCAUAGUAGGCCGCGCACGUGAACAUGCAGCCGCAGUGGCCGCAGCAGCAGCCGGUGGCCUUCUCUACGGGGCCCCCUCCACCGCAUGUCUUUGCACAACAGCAGCAGCAGCCAACGGGCUAUGGUGCACCGCAGCAGCUAUACAUGCAGCAGCAGCCCCAGUAUGUCCAACAGCAGCCAGCUCAGCAGUUCGCCGCGCCCUACCAGCCAGCCUACCAGGCUGGUACAGGCUACGGCGCACCGGUACGAACCGGAUACGGCGCACCACCGCCGCACCAGCAACAACAGCAGCAGCAACAGCAGCAGCAGCCCCAAAUGCAGCAGCACCAGUACCAACAGCAGCAGCAGCAGCAGCCACCGCCCCAGCAGCCGCAGCAACAGCAGCAGCCGUUUAGCCCUUCUGGUCGUGGCGGAGGUGGCGGUGGCUUCAGCGGGCGGGGAGGAGGCGGAGGAGGAGGAGGCCGCGGCCGGGGGAACUGGGGUCAGCAGCAGCAGCAACAACAACAACAGCAGCAGCAGCCGCAAGGGGGCGGAGGCGGAGCCGCAGGGGGCAUGGUCUCUGCCAUCAUGACUCCGAGCGGACGGUUGCCACCCCCCACCAGUACCGUUUACAACCACCAGCAACCGCCGCAGCAACAGCCGCCGCCGCACGGCGGCAACCACCAACUGCAACUGCGCAUCAUGACGCCGCACGGCGGGCCGCCAGGGCAGCCGCACCACCAACCGCUCACCUGCACCGCGCCGCCGCCCCGGCCCUACAUGCCGUCUCAGCACCCAGCCGCCUACGGCCAGCUGCUGCCGCCGCAGCAACCGCCGCAGCAACCGCAACAGCUGCCUCCGCAGGGGUACGCGCCACAGGGCGGCGGCAUGCUGCCUCCGCCUGCUGCUGUGGGCUACGGGGCGGCGCCGCCGCAGGCGGUGCAGCCGCAGCCGCAGCAGAUGGGCCCUGUGGUCCCAGUAACGGAGCGCCACGCGGCACCGCAGCACAGGGCCGGCGGCGGAGGCGGUCCUGCUGCCGGCGGCGGAGGCGGAGGCGGGGGAGGCGGAGGAGGCGGAGGAGGUGGCGGAGGUGGCGGAAGCAUCUCCCGCAUCAUGAGCCCGAACGGCUACAUUGGGGGCGGAGGCGGCGCCGCCGCUGGUGGAGGCGGCGGAGGCGGAGGCCGCGGCGGCGGCGGCGGAGGCGGUAACUGGUCAAACGGCGGCGGCGGCGGCCGGGACGGCGGCGGCCGAGGCCGCGGUUUCGGCGGCGGAGGCCGCGGGCGCGGCCGCGACUUUGCUGGCGGCCGCGGCGGCUUUGCCGGCCGCAAGCGCGGUGCUGAUGAGAUGGCGGGCGGCGGCGGCUACGGCAAUGGCGGCGCACAGUACGACAACGGUCCGGAGGGAGCCGCCAACCCCAACCAGCAGCAGCAGCAGCCGCUCAGCAAGAAGGCGGCCAAGCGCGAGUUCCUUUCCAAGCCGUUGGAGGAGGUGGUGGCGGCGGCGGGGCCGGUGGUGGUGCGGCAGCCGCAGAACGAGGAGGAGCGGCAGGAGGUGGCCAAGUGGAUCGCCGACCGCAAGCGCUGCUACCCCACCUCCAACAACGUGGCGCGGCGCGAGGCGGAGGCGGAGGCGCGCUCCGAGGCGGGCGGGCUGGACCCCAAGGAGGAGCGGCGGCGCAAGCUGCGGGAGAUCCUGGAGAAGCAGCGGGCCAUGGGGCUGGACAGAGCAGCCGGGACCACAGACAUGCUUGACGGCGGCGACGACGGCGGUGGCGGAGGCUACGGCGGCGGGGGCUACGGCGGCCGCGGCGGUUACGGCGGUUACGGCGGACGCGGCGGCGGGCGUUUCAUGCGUGGCGGGCGCCGUGGUCGGUUCGGUUUCGACGGCGGCCGAGGCGGGCGAUUUGGCGGGCGCUGGGGCCCCGGCGGCGGGCGCUUCGGCGGGCGCUAUGGCGGACAGGGCUGGCACGGCAACGGCGAGGGCGGUGAAGGCGGCGGCGAGGGCGGUGAGGGCGCCGCUGUGGAGGGCGGCGAGGGCGCCGCCGCCGCGGAGGGCAGCGCGGCCGGCAAUGGCACGGACGCCGCGGCGCCGCACGGGGCCGGGGAGGGGGCUGCGGGUGCUGGCGGCGGCCCUGGCGGCCGCGGCGGCGGCGGUGGCGGCCGCUUUGGUGGGCGCUGGGGCCCCGGUGGGGGCCGCUGGGGCCCCGGCGGCGGGCGCUUCGGCGGGCGGUACGGUGACGGCGAUGGCUAUCACAUGGCGGGCCGUGGCGGCCGCGGUGGCCGCGGUGGCGGUGGCUACGGUGCCCAGUACGGCCCGCAUGGGGGGCAGCAGCAGCACCCCCACCCCCACCACCAGCACCAGCACUUUGUGCCUCGGCCGCGCCCGCCCAGCCUGCUGGAGAAGCUGCUGCAGCGGGAGCUCCGGCAGGAGCGCAGCUGGCUGCUGCAGGCCAUUCGCUUCAUCGUGCGCAACGGCUACCUCCAGGCAACAGCGCCGCCGCUCGCACAGCCCGCCGCAGGCGCCACGGACGAUGGCAGCGGCGCGGCUGUGCCGCCUGCAGAGGGCUCACAGCAGCAGCAGCAGCAGCAAACGCAGACGCAGCAGCCGGAGCUGUGGUUCCCUCCGGGCAUGCCUGACUCGCCCAUGGAUCCCAAGGAGUUGCUGCGGCUGCAGCUGGCGGCGGCGGCGGCGGCAGAGGCGGCGGCUGGCGUGGUGGAUGUCGAUGACGACUUUUUGCUGGGCGAGGGCGAAGUGCCUGAGGGUGGUGUAGGAAUGGCGGGCGUGGCUGCUUCGGAGGAGGCUGGGGGCCCCGGGCAGGGGCAGGGGCCGCAGGCGUGGGGGGAUGCGGCGUUGGAGGAGGAGGGAGCGGAGGGCGACGGUGACGAGGGGGAGGAGGAGGCAGCGGGAGAGGUAGAGGCGCAUGGAGCGGUGCACGAGGAAGAGCAUGAUGAGGAGUUUGGCGAGGGAGAGGCAGAGGCAGUGGAAGCGUAGUCAGUGAAGUGGCGGUCGAUACGUGUGUAUGUGUGCAGCCUAACAGGAACUCCAGUGAAGUGCAUGUGUGAUGGGUUCGUGCUAAGUAACCUAGGCAGCCUACUAGCCUAGCAUUUAGCUGUUCAGGGGGGUCCGGUCGGGCGGUAGGGUGAGGGGUGGCGAGGCUGGCACAUGCGACAGCGCCUUGGGUCCAUUCAUUUGCAUGCUUUGCUGCAGCAUUUUGCUGCGACGGGUCUCAACAGUAUGCUGAAGGAUCGCCCUAUGCAACUUCACUCGCUGCAUGCUCGCGUGCGGCGUGCAGGAGUGUGUGAGGGACGGCUUACUGCAGAGCUGCGGAUUGGGCUGUUGAAGCAGGGAGGGGUGCAGCGCGUGCCCACGCUUGUGGCCUCCCAGGUCAGGGCCUCGUCUCAUGCAUGCGGCGGCGUAUGGAUGCGGAUGCGAAGGUGUUGGGCCCUUCCUUGCGACACUACCCUGCCACAAGAAUGUCGUGUGGGACACAAGGACAAAGGCUGGGUGUAUUUGGUUCACAGCCCUGUUAUUUCAUGCCACGGCGAGCGCUGUUCAUUAAAUGAAAUAGUGGAUAGCAUGGUCGGGUGAUGCUUUUGCCCGGCGCAUGUUGCUGGACAGCUGCCGGAUGGACCUGGCCGGACAGUACACAGCAAGUUGGAUCUCCCGCAACCUCAGAUGUUGCAUGUUACACCUUCCGAAAUCCC